Rodentolepis nana is the source of this 384-nucleotide messenger RNA. The record is from the annotation of a GenBank genome assembly. Lineage: Eukaryota; Metazoa; Platyhelminthes; Cestoda; Cyclophyllidea; Hymenolepididae.
GUUCGAAUAAGUCCCGUGGUAAAUAGACGAGGGUUACUGCUGGUCGCAGAUGAAACGAAUCCCAGUUGGGUUCCACGUUGGAUCACUGUUCGACGUCCAUUCCUCUACAUUUACGAAAACGAGAAGGAUACUCUUGAACGACGAAUCAUAAAUCUAAAAGUCACUCAGGUUGAGUAUAGUGCCGACGAUAACGAAAUUUUCGGAACGCACAAGAGUGAUACUUCUGAUACUAAAGCACCUGAAUCCGGUAAACUUUCAAUGAUUUUCUCUCUCACAUACGCUGAUCGAAAGAUUUUUAUGAAGACAGGACCAAAUUCAAGCAAGAAUGAAAUCCACGAAUGGCUGUAUGCAAUUGAUCCUCUAAUGGCGGGCGAAAUUAAGUAA